AUAUACACACACAGAGAGAGUCUCGCAGGCUGAGCGUUACAAACUGACAGUAUGGAUCAAGAGCUGGAGAUAGAGCGUGUUGAUUUGCAGUGCACUGUGAACAAUGGUGAACACCACACAGAGCUGAAUGGAGUGGACCGAUUGAUCGUGAGGAGAGGUCAACCCUUUACCAUCACCCUGCACUUACGAGCUGGCUCACACUUUCAACAUGGAAGCAACAUUAACCUCAUCACCACUACAGGUCCAGGUCCCUCUGAACUUGCAAACACUGCUGUAAAAUUUGGACUCAGUAAAUUUAUAUCCAAAUUCCGCUGGAGUGCUUCAGCAACGGUAGCAUCUGAGAGCAGCGUAUCGCUCACCAUUGGCUCUCGUCCUGAUGCCCCUAUAGGGCUGUAUCAACUUGCCCUUGAGCAGGUCAACAAGGAAGUAAAGAAAGUCAGCUUGGGCCAGUUUGUGCUGCUCUUUAACCCCUGGUGCAAGAGAGAUUCUGUGUAUAUGGCAAGUGAGGCUGGGAGGCAGGAGUAUGUCCUGUCUCAGGAUGGACUGAUCUACCGAGGAAAGCCAAAACACAUCACUAUACUUCCAUGGACCUUUGGACAGUUCGAGCCUGGUAUAUUGGACAUCUGUCUGAGAGUUUUGGAUGAAAACCCAAAGCAUCUGGAAGACCCAGUGAAGGACUGUUCAGACAGGAGAAGCCCUGUCUAUGUGGCCCGAGUCAUCAGUGCCAUGAUAAACAGCAAUGAUGAUAAUGGUGUUCUGGUGGGGAACUGGUCAGGAGAUUAUGAAGACGGAGUCAAACCCACUACAUGGAAGGACAGUGGUGCUAUUUUACGCCAGUGGAACCAACAGAACUGCACAGGCGUGCAAUACGGUCAAUGCUGGGUUUUCGCUGCUGUGGCAUGCUCAGUUUCCCGGGCACUGGGUAUUCCCUGCCGAGUGGUCACCAACUACGAGUCAGCUCACGACACAAACAGCAGCUUGCUCAUUGAACGCUAUUACAACGAGAUUGAUGAGGAUAUAAGUGAUGACUCCAUAUGGAACUUCCAUGUAUGGUUGGAGAGUUGGAUGACCCGUCCUGACCUUAGGCUUGGCUAUGAGGGUUGGCAGGCCAGUGAUCCCACGCCACAGCAAACAAGUGACGGGGUGUAUUUCUGUGGUCCGGUCCCUGUAAGAGCAGUGAAGGAAGGGGACCUGAGCGCAAAGUAUGAUGCUGCAUUUGUUUACGCCGAGGUGAAUGCAGAUGUGGUGGAAUACAUCAGUCUGAGUGAUGACCAAGUGGUAAAAGUAGGAGGAUCAGCCACUCAAGUGGGCCAGUGCAUCAGCACCAAAUCAGUGGGCAAAGAUGAGAGAGAGGACAUCACACACCACUACAAAUACCCUGAAGGUUCCGAAGAGGAGAGACAGGUGUUUGAGAAGGCCAACCACAUGAACCGACUAAUCCAAAAUGAGGAAGUGCCUGGCCUUCAUGUCAAGAUCAAACUGGGCCCUAAUAUGAUGGUGGGAUCAGACUUUGACGUCUAUGCACAGGUCCUAAACAACACAGACACCCCAAAGAACUGCCGUCUAAUGUUUUACGCCCAGGCUGUGUCAUAUAAUGGCAAACUCGGGGAGACAUGUGGCCUGACAGAGCUCAGCGAGGUUAACCUGGCCCCAGCAGAGGAAAGUAAAGCAACACUUUGCCUAAAAUAUUCAGAGUACCGAAGAGCCAUAACUCAAGACAGGAUGAUCAAACUGGUAGCUCUUCUUAUCGACCUGGAGACCAAGGAGUUACAGAGAGCAGCAAAGACCAUAGUACUGGAAACCCCUUCCAUUAUCAUCUUGGUUCUCACAGAUCCUAAAUUAGGUCAGCCUGUUAUCGUUAAUGUGAUUCUACAGAAUCCUCUGCCUGAAUCUCUGGAAAACUGCGUCUUUUCUUUACACGGGGCCAACCUGACGGACGGCACGGCCAUCAUUAAAGAUGUUGGUACAGUUGACCCUGAGGACCUCGCUACGGCCGAGCUCGAGUUUACACCCACGGCUCCAGGAAAACGGAAACUAGUGAUAAACUUCUCAUCUGAUAAACUGAGCAACGUGCACGGAUACGUUAAUAUAACCAUCGAAGAAUAAACGCUUUUGUUUGUCGCCGACCAAACUGAUUUCUAUUCACUCGGUUCGACAGGCAGACAAGUUUACACUUUGCAGUUUCUUGGUAACAUGAAAAGCUACGUUAGUUUUGUCCUAUUUACAUCAAGAGACAUUGGUGAGGGAAGGAUUGUUUUAUAGUGACUACAAGUGAUCGUUACAUUGCAGUCACAUGUGAGUAACUCGAGUGGUCGAAUUCAGCAGGUGAUUUAUGUGUCUUUUCACUCAAAAUGAACUCCUAUUUACUAGGUUAGGAAGAAAUGCAAAACAAUGACAAUGAAAGUUUUUCUUUUUAAACUGUACCACUGCAUCGGCUAUGGGAACGUUACAGAAGGUGCUAUACCUUUAAAUAUCACUGACUGCACCUUUAAACUUUCCUUCUUUCUCCUAAACCCUGAGUCCAGCUUCAGAGGACACCUUUAAGCACAAAAUGGAUGGAUUGAAGAUGGAAAGAAGUAUCAGUUGUAAGAUUUGUAACUAAAGAGAAACAUUUGUGAAAGUUUCUGAGAUUUAAAUGCAAGAAAACAGAUCAGAGUUUGUGAAA
Molecule: messenger RNA, 2665 nt
Organism: Hemibagrus wyckioides
Lineage: Eukaryota; Metazoa; Chordata; Actinopteri; Siluriformes; Bagridae
Gene: tgm2a
Product: transglutaminase 2, C polypeptide A
Exons: 13
Coding region: 52-2106 (684 amino acids)
Biological process (GO): peptide cross-linking
Molecular function (GO): protein-glutamine gamma-glutamyltransferase activity
Source: RefSeq, a predicted model, not a curated record